AUGGCCCGCUCGGACGCGGCGCUCGAUGCCCUCCCGCCCGCUCGGCAAAGGGCAUUCGAGGCUUAUUUGUGUGGCACGGUCUCUCCUGGGGCGGAAAACACGCGGCGGGGGAGGAACGGGCGCGGGCCGGGCGGGGAGAGCAGGAAUGUCUCCUCCCAGCCGCGGCAGGAGGACACGGGCGGGAAGCUGCGUCCCCGCCGGCGCGCCCGUACGGGCUCCGGUUACCGGGCGGUCCCCGGGGGCGGGGACGGGUGGGGCGGCGGCCCGAGGGCCCCCGGGCGCGCGGAGCCGGGCUCAGGGACUCGUCACCCCCGCGGGCGCGCUUGCGCGGCGCUGCCCCUACGCCCGGGCCGCGGCGGCCUCGCCGGCGCCAGCUCCCCGCUCGGCAAGCGCGGCGGCGGCGGCGGGCGACCGGGAAAACCCGAGCCGGAGCCGGCGCGGAGCGGGCUCGGGGGCGCGGCCGCAGCGGAGGUGGGGGUGGCGCGGGGCGGCGGGAAGAGCCGGAGAAGCGGCGCCGGCUGCGAGGCGCGCGGUGCGCGGAGGCUCCGCUCCCGGAUCGCGCACGUGUGCGGCGGGCCGAGAUGCCGGGCGAGUAGAGCCGGGGAAAAAUUCCCGGUCGGGUCUCGGAGCCAACGCCCCCCGUGA
Molecule: messenger RNA, 645 nt
Organism: Cervus elaphus (red deer)
Lineage: Eukaryota; Metazoa; Chordata; Mammalia; Artiodactyla; Cervidae
Product: translation initiation factor IF-2-like
Exons: 1
Coding region: 1-645 (214 amino acids)
Source: RefSeq, a predicted model, not a curated record